Molecule: messenger RNA, 2493 nt
Organism: Alternaria ventricosa
Lineage: Eukaryota; Fungi; Ascomycota; Dothideomycetes; Pleosporales; Pleosporaceae
Exons: 2
Coding region: 1-2493 (830 amino acids)
Biological process (GO): glycoprotein catabolic process; protein quality control for misfolded or incompletely synthesized proteins; carbohydrate metabolic process
Cellular component (GO): nucleus; cytosol
Molecular function (GO): carbohydrate binding; peptide-N4-(N-acetyl-beta-glucosaminyl)asparagine amidase activity
Source: RefSeq, a predicted model, not a curated record
AUGGCGAAACCAGGCAUUGACACGAGCUACAUUGGACUUCCGAAUGGCAGUGCAGUGGACGCCAAUGCCGGAUACACGCCUCUGGGAAAUGUGACAGCCGUGAGUAUGACGCACGUCAGCGGAUCCGGCGGAGCUCCAACCUAUGGAUUGAUCUCGCAAAUGCCGCUCUAUGGCAACCUCGCAUCUAUCAACCUCGCCGAUAACAUGACUUAUGCACAGAACCGCAGUCUGGAAUUGGAGUCUGCAACUGUGGGCCUCUUCACUACGACUCUAGAAAACGGCAUCAAGAUCGAGAUCACUUCAGGGAACCACACCGGAUUCAUGCGAUACACAUUCCCCCACCCAGCAGUCCCUCUGAACAAUCUUUCCACAUUCGACGUUGAUUCAACGACGGCAGAAGCCCUUACAGCCAAUGACAACGAUGCGCAUGUUCUUGUGGACCUUACACACGUGCUUCCAGCCUACUCGUCGAUGGCCUACUCUCAGAAGUUCCUGCACGGGCAGCUACAUAUCGGGUCUUCCUCGAACGGGUUGCCGUCAUACCACGGAUCGGCGACCUAUACAGGUGGAUGGCCACAGCCAGAAUCCCACACACUUCACUUUUGCGGGAACUUUAGUGUGCCUGCGGGAUCUGUCCUGACCCCGACAUCCGACUAUGUGCAAGGAAAUCGUUCGAGUAUUGCCCAUGGCGCUGGGACACUCAGUUGGCAAUACAAUCCUUAUAUGCCACCAAGCUUCAAGGCCCGACCAGUGCCGCGUGGAUAUCCCGACAUUCGAUCCUAUGCUGGAAGCGGAAUGGGCCUAGGCGCUUUGUUCAGCUGGUCUCCUCCGGAGGAGCGAGUCAACGGCACCCUUGCUCUUGAGGCCAAGUUGGGAAUCUCGUACAUCAGUGCUGCCCAAGCAUGUUCGCACGUGGAGAAUGAGCUUCCUGAUGCUAAGUCCUUCGAUGAUAUCGUCGAUCAAUCGAGACAAGAGUGGGAGGAUAAAGUACUGAACAAGAUACAGAUCGGCGACGAUGGCCAUUCCACAAGUAACAACAAAACUUUGAAGAGAAUGCUUUACUCUGGGCUCUAUCAGACAGGCCUGAUGCCAACCGACAAGACCGGCGAAUGCCCUAAUUGGGAGUCAAACGAAGCUAAGCCAUACUACGAUGACCAUUAUACGCUUUGGGACACUUAUCGUACCCUGCUUCCCUUGUAUCACCUGAUCUUCACGAAGCCGUACUCGCGCAUUCUUUCUGGUCUCAUCUCCAUCUUCACCGAAGAGGGUUAUCUACCGGCCGGUCGUGCGGCAAACUGGAAUGGUCGCGUUCAAGGUGGCACACACGCAGAUAUGGUCCUAGCUGACGGUUUCGUUAAGAGCAUCCGUGCACUAUCCGGCGAGACAGGUCGCGGCGAACUCGACAGCAGCAUCGAUUGGCAAGAAGCUUACAAGGCGGUGAUGAAAGACGCGAACGUGUUGCCCGAGCGCAACGUUGAUCCGGUCGCAUUCGAUGGAGCCACCAAGGAAGGUAGAGGCGCCCUGGACGAUUAUCUCGCCCUUCGCUUCAUCACACGCAACCACACCCGCAGUGUUUCUCGUGGCGUCGAGUACCCGCAGAAUGACUUCGCGAUCUACAGCAUGGCUUCUGGACUCAUGAAAUCUCAAGGAGACAUCGAUCAGAUGCGCAAUCGAUCAAGCUGGUGGCAGAACCAAUGGAAUCCCAUGGCAAACACAACCCUCCACGGCACGGGUACAUUCACUGGCUUCCCAGGCCCUAGAAACGCGGAUGGGACGUGGAACACCACUGCUUACGACCCGCUGAGCUGCGGAACAUGCGGUUGGGAUGCAGACAUCUACGAAGCCAAGGUGUGGGAGACUGCGUUCAGUGUGGCCCCACACGACAUGGCCAAAGUCAUAGAUCUGAUGGGCGGCGACGAUGCUUUCGUUCGUCGGCUAGACGCCUCUUUCAUUCCAGGCUUCGGCACAUCAGUCGGCGCAAACAACGAUGCCGGCUCUGCUCUCUUCAACCCAGGAAACGAACCAUCCUUCGCAACGCCCUUCCUCUACAACUACGUACCUGGUAUGAACUGGAUGACAGUCAAUCGGACCCGAGCUAUCGUCGACGACUUUUACAGCGACGAUCGUAACGGAUACCCCGGAAACAUCGACGGUGGUGCGCUACCCAGUUGGUUGGUGUUCAAUCUCAUGGGCAUGUAUCCUGUGUCUGCGCAGCCGCUCUACCUUCUUUCCGCUCCUCGGUUCUCUUGGCUAAAGGUCUCGCUGUUUAGCGGAACGGCAGCCGUGACGUCUUUGAGCAUUCGCGCCCAGAAUCUGUCAAGCACAAGCUAUUACCCGCAAAAAGUUACCUGGAACGGGCAGGAACUCGAUCGAGCUUGGUUAAAGCAUAGCGAGCUUGCGGAAGGAGGCGAGUUGGUGUUCUAUAUGGGUGAAGAGCCGAAGAAGUGGGAUGUUGGUGAGCGGCCGUGGUCACUGUCGACAUCGUCGCUGUAG